CGCGAACGGCCGUCCUGGCGGCCGAUCGUCUACUUCAACAUCCUCAAGGCCAUCCGCAUGAUCCUCUCCGAGGUCGACUACGAGUACUUCUCCAAUACGCCCACCUCCCCGCUCAUGCCCUCCCCGUCGACCACGUCGCUCACGUCCGUCGCGCGCUCCAAGAUCUCCGUCGGCUAUGGGACCGGCAGCCCCUCGGUCGAUCCCGCGUGGCUCAUGGAGCUCAGCCAGCUCCGGAACAAGCUCCUCCCCCUCGUCGCCAGCGAGGAGGCACUCGCGAGCGAACUCAGCGGGGGCAUCACGGUCACCGGCGGGAAGUCAGGGGUGUUUGUGAGGGCGGGUUGGCAGGCACUGAACACCGCGACGCGGUCGUGGCCCCUGGCGGACAUCCGGAAUGGCAGCGGGCCGAGGGCCCCGGUUAUGACGGACAUUGUCGCGAAGACGCUGGAUGCGAACCAGAAUGAGAUCGAGGACCUGUGGCAUCAUCCGGGGGUGCGAUCCUUGUUGGCGACGAACAAGUUGAGGCUGGAGGAGUAUGCUGAAUUCUUCCUGGACAACAUUCAUCGCAUUGCAAGACCAGACUACCUGCCCUCAACAGAUGACAUCCUCCAUGUUCGCCUCCAAACACUCGGCGUGAAGGAGCACGCAUUUGACAUCAAUAUGGGUGGUGUCACCUACAACUGGCUGUUAUACGAUGUCGGCGGCGCACGUGGCCAGCGACAAGCCUGGAUCCCAUAUUUCGAAGACGCGGCGGCGAUUAUUUUCCUCGCGCCCAUCAGUGCCUACGACCAGUACUUGGAGGAAGACCCGCGGACGAACCGCAUCGACGACUCGCUCCAGCUGUUCACGUCGACCGAUCUGUUGAGGCAGAAGCUCGAUGCGGGGAUCAAGGUCCGGAAAUACAUCUCGUCGUACGGCGACCGGCCAAACACGUAUGAAGAGGUGUCGGAGUACUUCCGCGCGCACUUCAUCCAGGUGCACCGGCGGAAGGACGUCAACCGGCGGCCACUAUUCGCGCAUUUCACGUCGAUGUUGGACAUCAAGACGACGCAGAGUAUCAUCGUCAACGUCAACGAGGCGAUCAUGAGACGACACAUGGCGACGGUCGGCCUCGCAUGAUACCCCCACGUCCGUCCGUGCUCCACCCUCGCACUCUGCUUUGCGCUGUUUGUUGUCAUUUAGCUGUAUCAACCUACCGACUAUUGUAGCGUGCUCUGGCUUGUCUGGUUUCUUGGCGCGGGUGGGCGGACGGACUGCUGUAGGAUAGUAAGUAUUUUGGGGUGGCGGGUUUGGGGCGGUAGAGGUGGUUUAAUACUAAUAUGACGGUUAUGAGGCUUC
This is a messenger RNA of Rhodofomes roseus, 1335 nucleotides long. RefSeq names its product G-protein alpha subunit. NCBI's taxonomy places the organism in Eukaryota, Fungi, Basidiomycota, Agaricomycetes, Polyporales, Fomitopsidaceae. Gene Ontology annotation, biological process: adenylate cyclase-activating G protein-coupled receptor signaling pathway. The transcript has 11 exons. Gene Ontology annotation, cellular component: heterotrimeric G-protein complex. Bases 58 to 1116 code for a protein of 352 amino acids. The record is from RefSeq and is a predicted model, not a curated record. Gene Ontology annotation, molecular function: guanyl nucleotide binding; G protein-coupled receptor binding; G-protein beta/gamma-subunit complex binding.